Molecule: messenger RNA, 6627 nt
Organism: Panicum virgatum (switchgrass)
Lineage: Eukaryota; Viridiplantae; Streptophyta; Magnoliopsida; Poales; Poaceae
Exons: 6
Coding region: 1602-2756 (384 amino acids)
Source: RefSeq, a predicted model, not a curated record
CAUUGCUUUGCGCACAUAGGAAUUUCUAUAACAUUUGAAAGCAUAUGGAUCCUCUAAAGAACACUAAAGAGUCGGGUAUUAUUGAAGAUGCCCGUCAUCUUAGAAGAGAACGGGGCAGAGUUCGUGCUGCCUUGAUGACAGAUGAGCAACGUGAAGAGAUAAAUAGGAAGCGGCGUGAGGCAUAUAAGAUGAAGAAGUCUCACGCACAGAACAAGGAAAAUGAUCCAGUGGAUAUAAAUGUGAGUAAUCCUAAUAAUAAUGCAUCUCCCGUCUGCGUAUUUUCUGACAAGUCGGAACUUACAACAGGUUCUGUAGGACUCAGACGAGAAGGUAAUAGAAUUCUAACUCCCUUGAAGUUAGAUGAUAACAGUAUCGAUAGAAAUAAGAAGCGUCGUGAACCUACUCGGAUGAAUAAAGACCAAACACGGUGCACAUCAAUUUCUGCAGGUUCGUGUUUAAAUUGACCGAUGUUUCCACUACUAUUUUCUGCAUGUGUGUUUUGUUCUCCGGUUCGAAAGUACAUUUAUCUCUGAUGGUGAUUGUUGUAUCUGAAGAAUAUGGUGCGCACAUCACAGGCACUCCAAACUCCAGUAUGAUUAUCAUAAAGAUUUAUGUUUUGUGUUUGAACAAUAUGAUUUUUAUUCUAUCUUUUUUCUGUGUGGUGCAAACUAUCAGUUUGUCCAGCUACCGACCAUGUUACACCCAUACCUUGCACUCCUAUGGGCGCUGAUGGUCCCACAACUCUACCUUUAACCGAGCAUACGACAGGUAUGAGUGUAUUCCUUGUUAAAACUUUCGUUUUAUUAGACAUGUUGGUGGAGCCUAAUCUCUCCGACAUGUGCACAGAUGUCCCACCCGGUAUUGAUUUAGUUGUUUUGUACCCCCAAAUGUUUAAACACCCUUAUAUUUAUUCAAUCUUUUUCCUGUGCGGUGCAAACUAUCAGAUUGUCCAGCAACCGACCACCAUGUUGCACCCAUCACUUGCACUCCUAUCGGCGCUGAGGGUCCCACAACUCUACCUUUAACCGAGCAUACGACAGAGGCAGACAACAUGAUGGAGCCUAAUCUCUCCGACACGUGCAUAGAUGUAUUUGAGGAAGACGAGGAAGAUGAAGAGGGUUAUCUAUUCGCCGGACACGGUAUUUGUCCAAUAAAUACAUCUAAUAAGAUCAAUGAAAUAUUUCGAUCAUCUAAGAAUGUAUUAUUAUUUAUUAUAUUAAAUAUAGAAGAAGAAGAUGAAGUCGAUGUGGAAAUCAACCUUGAUGAUGAAGAUAAUGGUGUGCCAAAUGUGUUGGAUCCUUAUGACAAGGUCUAUGCUAAUGUGCCAUCUGAAACACAUAAGUUAGAGGCGAUGGAUAAUUGGCAGCAAUGCAAUGCUAAGAAGUUUGAGUAUGAAACUCCAGGUUUUUGUUGUCGCAGUGGGCAGAUACAUUUAUCCACACCCGACACACCACCUGAACUUAUGAGGUUGUGGACGGCUUCAGAUGCUGAUGCAAGGCACUUCCGUUCUAACAUCAGAUUCUUCAACGGCCAUUUUUCAUUUACCUCGCUAUAUUGUAACCUUGACCGCAUGACCACGAGCAUGCGUGGUGGAGGUGUAUAUGUUUCGUGCCCAUGGUCAAAUUUACCACAAUGUACGUUCAUUUGGUAAAGAGGAGGGUACUGAACCAAGACAUCUUGAGUUGUAUUUCCAUGAUGAUGACCCUUCGCUUGAGCAUCGUUAUCGAAGAUGUCGAGAGGAAUGCCUAAGGAAAGACAAGGAAGUCAUCGAUAGGUUGGUUGCGAUCAUGCAGGGCAACCCAUACUCUGAGCAUCUUAGGACUAUGGGUGCAGUUGAUGAUCUUGAGGAUUACCACGUGGAAUUGAAUCUUGACCAAAGGUUGGACCAGCGAACCUACAAUGUACCUACCACAUCAGAGGUUGCUGCAGUUUGGAUAGAGGGUAGCGAGCAUCAUGGGCAGUUCGAGCAUAGCGUCAUACUCCAAGGGAAGGAUAGAUCUAUUCACGGCAUUCGAUCAUACCAUGGUUGUUAUGAUGCUUUAUCAUACCCACUAUUCUUCCCUAGGGGUGAGCUUGGGUGGCACAAUUGCAUCCCAAAGGUGGGAGUCACAAUGGCAGAAGUAAAUGUUGCUCGUGAAGUCCGAAAGGCACGUGCGGGCGGCGAGGAUCUAGGGAGUGCUGGAAAUUUAUGUAUAUCAGCGUGUGGCUACUACUGCUACAAAUUUCAAAUGUGUCCUGGCAUUUUCAACCCGAUAUUUUUCGGCAAGCGACUUUUUCAACAAUUUGCCGUUGAUACAUAUGUUAAGAUUGAAAGCUCUCGAUUAGAUUACAUCCGAAACAAUCAAGAUAGUCUCAGGGCCGACCUGUACCAGGGUCUUGUUGAUAGUUUGCAUGCUGGUGAGUGUCGAGGUGAUGCUGUUGGAAGACGUACUGUUCUUUCUACGUCAUUCAUCGAAGGCCCUCGUGACAUGAGGCGCCGGUACAUGGAUGCAACAGCCCUGGUACGCAAGUUCGGUAAACCAGAUAUCUUCCAAACAAUGACCUGUAAUCCUAACUGGGAUGAGAUAAGGAAUGAACUGUACGCAGGUCAAGCCGCACAAGAUCGACCAGAUCUUGUAACUUGUGUGUUCAGGGCUAAGUUAGAGGCUAUGAAAAUUAAGUUGCUGAAGAAGGAUAUACUUGGAAAGGUCAAGGCAUACGUGUAUGUCGUGGGGUUUCAGAAAGGGGUCUACCGCAUGCUCACUUCUUGCUCAUAAUGAAAAGGAAAUGGAAGCUCACAUGUCCAGAGCAGUACGACCGACUCAUAUCUGCUGAGCUGCCAAACAAGAAGAAAUAUCCAGAGCUGUACAUGAUGGUGACCAAGCAUAUGAUGCAUGGGCCGUGCGGUGUGCUAAACCCAAAUUGCCCAUGUACUAAGAGACGUUCUUCACGCAAGAAUCACUACCCGCGUCCUUUCGCGAGUCCACCUCACAGGGUAAAGAUUCUUACCCUAUAUAUCGUCGCCGUUACAGCGGGUGUAAAGAGAAGGUUCGAGGUUAUGAGCUUGACAAUCGAUGGGUUGUCCCUUAUAACCCGCACCUACUGCGUGUUCAAUUGUCACAUAAAUGUUGAGGCAUGCAACAGCAUUAAAUCGGUAAAGUAUUUAUUCAAGUAUGUAUACAAAGGUCAUGACCGGGCUUCCAAAGCAGUUAGGGAGUCAGACCAGGCUGACAAAGAAGGGAACAUAGAUGAGAUCAAGGCAUAUAGAGAUGCUCGAUGGGUGACCCUUCCAGAGGUGUUGUGGAGGAUAUAUGGUUUUGAUAUUACUAAGAAUUAUCCGCCCGUACAACAACUUCAGCUGCAUCUUCCAGACAUGCACAUGGUGUCAUUUCACAAUCGUCAAAAGAUUGAACAUAUUGUUAAUAAACCAGGCGCUGAUGAAUCAAAGUUGACAGCUUAUUUUAAAGGAAAUGGAGUGCACGAGUUUGCUCGCAACAUAUUGUACCGUGAUUUCCCAGAAUUUUUCACAUGGUAGUCUGAUGGUAAAUUUUGGCGCCCAAGGGAACGAGCUAACACUGGGCAAGUUGGGAGGAUUGUAUCAGCUCAUCCAGCUGAAGGUGAACGCUACUAUCUUUAGAUUCUCCUAAACCAUGUGGUUGGAGCAACUUCAUAUGAAGAUUUGAGGACCGUUCGUGGUGUAAUUCAGCCUUCUUUCCGUGAAGCUGCCGAGAAAAGAGGAUUGAUUGAGGAAGACUACUCACUUGAUGAGUGUCUUUCUGAAGCUGCCACGUAUCAGAUGCCAUCAUCACUACGAAGGCUUUUUGCAACAAUAUUGGUAUUUUGUGAACCGAGCAAUGUAUUCGCACUCUGGCAAAAACACCUGGACACAAUGUCUGAGAAUUAUCGUCGCAACAAUCCAUCAGAUGCUAUCGUUGAGCAGAUGAUCCUAAUUGAUAUUAGAAACAUGCUACAAUCGAUGGGGAAGGAUAUAAAAUCAUUCCAUCUCCCUGACAUUGAUAACACUUACGAUGAUGCUUGUGGUGUUCCAUGGGAGAUAUUCGAGGAAACAAAUAUAAAGAGCAUCGAGGAUGAUGUGGCCUUAUCAGAGUCCCUUAAUAAUGAGCAGAGGGCUGCUUACGAUGAGAUCUUGUCAUCUAUUGAUUCCAAUGAUGGAGGGUUGUUUUUUGUGGAUAGCCCUGGUGGCACCGGGAAAACAUUCUUGUAUAGGGCUUUGUUUGCCAAAGUCCGUAGUCAGAACAAGAUUGCUGUUGCGACUGCUACAUCUGGGGUUGCUGCAUCCAUAAUGUCGGGUCGGAGAACAGCACAUUCACGUUUCAAGAUUCCACUUACCAUAGAUAGUGGUGGGUAUUGUAGUUCCACCAAACAAAGUGGUACAAUGACUCUGUUACACACUGCUUCUUUGAUUAGUUGGGAUGAGGUUUCUAUGAUCAAGAAACAAGCAGUGGAGGCGUUGGAAGACUGUUGUGUUCGGGGGAGAUUUUAGGCAGGUCCUACCGGUUGUCAGGAAGGGGUCGAGGGCUUAGAUAGUGGAUGUUUCAUUACGUAGGUCAUACCUUUGGGAUUGCACACGUCACCUGAAGCUUGUCCGCAACAUGAGAGCGCAUAGUGACCCAUGGUUUGCUAAAUAUCUUUUGCGCAUUGGCAACGGAAUAGAGGAGGCCAAUGUUGAUGGUGAAGUCCGUCUCCCAGAUGAAAUUUGUGUGCCAUAUACUGGAGAUGACAAUGAUCUUGAUAGAUUAAUCCAAUGCAUCUUCCCUAACCUUAAUGAGAACAUGACAGACAAGGACUACAUCACUUCUAGAGCUAUUUUAUCCACACGCAAUGAUUGGGUUGAUAGGAUUAAUAUGAAGAUGAUUGGAUCUUUCCAAGGUGGGGAGGUGGAGUAUCAUAGUUUUGAUCCUGCCGUGGAUGAUCCACACAAUUACUAUCCAUCGGAGUUUCUUAGCACCCUUACACCUAAUAGAUUGCCUCCACAUGUGUUAAAGCUAAAGGUAGGCUGUCCAAUAAUAUUGCUUCGGAACAUUGUUCCUGCGAAUGGUUUAUGUAAUGGUACGAGAUUGGUUAUCCGUGGUUUCCAAAGAAAUACUAUCGACACUGAAAUCGUGUUGGGCCAGCAUGCUAGAAAACGAGUUUUCCUCUCUCAAAUACCCUCAUGCCCCUCGGAUGACGAGAUGUUCCCGUUUCAAUUCAAGAGAAAACAGUUUUCUAUCCGUCUCAGUUUUGCCAUGACGGUCAACAAGUCACAAAGUCAGACUAUUCCUAACGUCGGUGUUUACCUCCCUGGCCCCGUGUUCUCGCAUGGGCAAUUGUAUGUUGCAAUGUCAAGGGCAACUGCUAGAACAAACAUCAAAAUUCUGGCACUUCCACCUAAUGCCACUAAGCUGGAGGAAAAAAGCUAAAAAGGAGAAGAAAAAUAACAAAAAAAAAACAGUAACAAGACAGUUAAUAACAAGAAAGAAAAGAAAAAGACUCCAAUGUAUAAUAGAACAUUUACGAAGAACUAAUAGCGUGUGCGUGCCGCACGUGUUUUUAAAACACCGAAGCACCAUCAAACCUACCAUGUUCUUGUUAUAUCCCUACACAAAGAUGGAGAGAUGCUCAAGCACCACACAAAACCUCUCCAAAUACCUUUGACCAUUAGGCAAAAAGCCAUUUAAAUGAUCAAACAAAAGUAUUUUUUAACUACCACACCAACUUUAUUUACGUAAAUGAGAACUUUUUCAGCUACCAUGCCGAUCUUAUCAACCUAAAUUUAGAAAUGAUCAUAUGUGUUGCUACGGUAUGUGGACUUCAAACUAAUGGUUCAUCUCAUCCCAUCUCUCUGUAUCACAAGCAAUUUAAAUGUAUAACAUUACCUAUUUGUUCGCACAUGCCCCCCAAAGAGAUCAUAUCACCAAAUAAUAAUAUACUUUUAGCAAUGCAUCUGGUUGAGUUGAGCUGCUCCACGUCUCACCCCCUCAUUCUCUUCCGCCCUUUUCCACAGCUCCUAAAGUCUACUUUCACAUUUCACCAAAAAUCAGUAAAAAAAUAAUUUCAUGUACGCUUCCCGUUCAAAACCAUAUUCUCCAUUCUAGCAUUUCAGUAAACGUAAUACAGUGGUAGAGCCCAUCCAUACACAUAUAUUUCAAGUAGAGCUGAUCCUAAUAAGAUUGUCUCGCACUACUGUGCAACUCUAAGAAAAUUUAUGACACUAAGAUAACAUUGAUAUAUUUUUACAUCACUUACACACUGCGCUGCAAAAAAAAUCUAUCGUGGAGGGCCUGAAACAAGAAUCAUCACAAUUUUAAAACAAGAAUAAUUCCUAAAACCAAAUAAGUAUUUUAUAGCCAAGAAUAAUUCCUAAAAUAUAAUAAACACUGUAGCCACCACAGAAAAAAAAUCUGGAUCUUAUAACAUGUUUCCUCUUAACUACAGUAAACAAAAGAAAGGAGUACAUCUCCCAUAAGGCUGAUGAGUGUUAUACAUAAACCAAAUAAAAUAAAAUAAGAAAUAUGAAAUUAGAAACAAGAAAAGGCAAAGACAAACAUUGGUACCCAAACUUCAUCAGCUGUUUGUUUUUUAUGGAUAGCUGUCUUCACCUGCUACAUUGAUACUUCUUGAUAUCAUCACAUUAAUAAAAACAAAAAA